Messenger RNA from Mangifera indica (mango), 880 nucleotides. RefSeq lists its product as uncharacterized. Bases 171 to 767 code for a protein of 198 amino acids. Lineage: Eukaryota; Viridiplantae; Streptophyta; Magnoliopsida; Sapindales; Anacardiaceae. The record is from RefSeq and is a predicted model, not a curated record. The transcript has 3 exons.
GAAAACCAACAGAAACCAUAAACAAGAGAGAUCGAAAUUUCUGGCGGCUUUAAGCAAGAUCUCUGACUUGUGGAAAACGAAACCAUUAACCAAAAGACAAUAGAAAAGUAAUUAUAACAAGAACAAGAUCUUGUAAAGAACAUUAACGAUACAUAUAACAGCGCGAGAGAAUGGUGUUUUGGGAGAUCACUUUGGCGACAGCCUAUUUCUUGGGGCUGGAACGGACUUACAGACUCGCUUUGAAGAUUCAGCGUCGCAUUAUUAGCCCCAAGCACCCUAAGUUACGCCAGUUCGCUCACAGACGAACACGUGCUGUGUUCAGUGUUGCACUCAAGUUUCACCGGAAGAUUCAAGAGAGGGACAUAGAAGUUGGUCGAAAUCUUGGUAACUGGAUUCUGCGAUGGCUUGACCGAAUGAAGCCUUCUGCUCAAAUCCGUGGUCCAUCAGAGAAACCCAUACACAGUUCUGGUCCAAACACGAACAUGACCAACCAAGUAAUAAAAUCUUCGAAGCCAAAAACUAAUGGGAUCAGUGCUUCUAGAAACCAAGAUUCAGGCAGGCAUCUAUUUACCUCGUUAACAAAUAUACAUCCUAAACCCUUUCCUACAAUUACAAUGAUGAUGCGGCCACCUAGGACUGCUGGGAACAUGACCCAGUAUAGGCAUCUUUACAACAAUGGGCGUGAUAUGUUGAGGUUGAACUACCAAAGAUAUGGGUUUGAUGGAGUUAUUCGGAAGGAUAUAAUGCAGUGGAUGCUGCAAAAGUAAAGCAAAGGACUGGAUGCUGUGGAAACUAACAAAUCUAAGGCUUACUCAUUUUGUUGUGUUCGUGUGGUGCCCAUGAAUGAUAAAUAAAGUUCCCUUCGAUUUUCUGGCUCAAA